CGCCCUGCCCUGGGGAACAGGGAGGCGCCGCUGCCAGCUCGUCUGGUCCCGGCCCGGCCCGUCGCGGCACCGCGAUGCUGGCGUGCUGCCGGCCCCUGCUGCGCCCGGCGCUGCGGGCCACCCCCCUGGCCACCCUGCACAGCUCCGCCCGCCGCCCCGCCGCCCGCGUGGCCGUGGUCUUGUCUGGAUGUGGUGUUUAUGAUGGUACCGAAAUCCAUGAAGCCUCUGCUAUACUGUUUCACCUGAGUCGCAAGGGAGCUGAAGUUCAGAUGUAUGCUCCAGAUGUUCUUCAGAUGCACGUUGUUGACCACACCAAAGGACAGCCUGCUGAGGCUGAAUCGAGAAAUGUUUUAACGGAAUCAGCAAGGAUUGCUCGUGGUAAAAUCACAAACCUGGCUAAACUUACUACACAGGACCAUGAUGCUGUGAUCUUCCCUGGUGGCUUUGGAGCUGCUAAAAACCUAUCCACCUUUGCUGUGGACGGGAAGGAUUGCAAAGUGCACAGAGAAGUUGAACGGGUCCUUCAGGAGUUCCACAAAGCAGGCAAACCCAUUGGGCUGUGCUGCAUUUCACCAGUCCUGGCAGCAAAAGUACUCCCUGGUGCUGAAGUUACUGUGGGACACGAAGCAGAGGAAGGUGGGAAGUGGCCUUAUGCUGGAACUGCAGGUGCCAUUAAAGCACUAGGAGCAAAACAUUGUGUCAAAGAAGUAACCGAAGCUCAUGUGGACUUGAAAAACAAGGUGGUCACUACCCCGGCCUUUAUGUGUGAGACAGAAUUGCAUCACAUCUUCGAGGGCAUUGGGGCCAUGGUAAAGAAUGUCCUGAAAUUAACUGGCAAAUAUAGUGGUGUUUCAUAAAACAAGCUUUAGGAAAGAUUUGAAUUCGAAGUACACCACCAGAAAUAAAAAUCAAUUCUUUUGUAAACCACUGAUGAAACUGAUGAUCUUGUUCCCAGCUCUAUUCAGAUAAUGCCUUUUUAUGUAGUAGGGGUUUUUUUGCAGUGAUUCUCAAGCACUUCUGAGCAGAAAGGUCUGCAGAAUGUCUCAUUAGGUACAGGCAGUGUGUCCUAAAUCCUAAAGUCUUGUUUUGGACUUAAGCUUCUGGGGAGGGUUACAUGGGAAUGAUCUGAGGCCAGCCAGCAUGCAACAAAACAUUCCUGAGGAAAAUACUAAAGAUUCACAUGACAAUUGAAUGGCAUGAGCAUCAGUCAUUAGCCAGAGUGGCAGUCUGGACUACUGGACUAAGUUUGAGAUACAUGGCUAACACCAUUUGGAGUUUCUGGCUCCUGCUCUUGGAAAACUACGUUAAAAUUCACUUCUGUCUAGUUUAGUUAAAACGGCUGUCAUUACCUUUACUUUCCUGAGACUGCCUGUCUGUCUGGGUGCUCAGAUGUCGCUCAGGUUUGAGGAGAGAGAGAUUGAUCUGAAUCACAAAGGUAUUGGGGAAGACGUACUGAUGUGUGUUUCAAGCAGGGUUGCUGUAGUUUGCUGUUUAUGCAGAUGUAUGUGAGCUAAAAGCCAAGAUUGCUUUGAUUUAACCAAGGGAAUCACACAUUUUCCAAGUCCUAAUUCAUUGUUAGCUUUGUGUUGCUCAGGUUUUUUUUCCUUUCUUUACUCGUUCAGGGGCUUUUUUCUGCUUUAAAAAAACCUGCUCUUUCCAACAUGAAUAAAACUACAUUUCAGGAGCAGGACAUAUCUUUAUCUAUAAAUAUAUAGAUUUUGAGGACGCUAACCAUGAUUAAUAGCACAGUAAGCCUCCUACAUAAAACAGGCCUGGAAAUUAAAAAAACAACCUGCUGCAGUAAUUGGUAAAGUUUAAAGACAUCACCCAUGCUAAUGUAAUUAUUUGCCUAGCAGUGAACACUGGAUACUACCACGUUCCCCUCACCAGAAUAACAAAGCUCUUCCAGAGAAAUACAGUCAAAUGUAGGAAGAAUGAUGGCUAAAUAAAUUAACUUCUGUCCAAUAAUCCUUUUACAAUGUUUAAUCAUGGAACCUUUUGCAUUUCGAAAUCACUUGACGUGUUCGUACAGUAGGAUGCUAUAGUAUUUCCAUCUUUUUUCCCUACAUUUUCCCAUUUGCUUUUGCUUUUAUUUUUUUCUGUCUUCAUCUUGAAUAUUAACUUUGUUCCAUAUGAGCCCACAGCACAUUCUCUUCCAUAGACAACUAAACUAGAAGACAAGAGACCUUUUCCCUAUUCACAGGCAAAUAAUGUUGGCUUAACUUUAAUAUUGUGCCCUUUUCUAUGACAAAUGCCAUCUUUAAAACACACUUGCCCCGAGUUACAUCUUCAACAGGAAUUUUAAGCCACAUACAUGAAAUUAUUUUUUUCAGAAGUCCCAAUUCCUAGGAUGACCAUAUUCAAAGAUCACAAAAUGGAUUUUGAGGAUUUUUUAAAAAAAAUUUUGGCCUCCACAUACUCUAUUUAAUGUGGUGACUGACUAAUGUGACAAGCUGAGUAUAUAUACUAAUUAUUUUCUCUUCAGGCCUACUGCCCCAAUUAGGAAAACUAAAAAAAAAUGUUUUGACCUGGCCACAAAAGUCUGCUGGCUGGUGUAUUGCAGCAGUGACAUGAUAUACAUAAAGUUAAUAAAAACUCAUAUGAGUCGUGUUCAGUGAAAUGCCAGUGGUUAAUGAGUAUUUUAGUUGUGCAUCUCAUAAAUCAGUAAGCCUCAUUUAGUUUCCAUUUACAUCAGACUUCAGAGUUUAUUUGUUGAUCUUGGGCUGAAAUACUCUCUCUGCCCUUCACUGGAAAUCAACAGGGAUUUAGUACAGUUUGUUUAAAAAUGACUUUUUUUUUUAAUUUUUACAAAAAAAAAGAUUUUGGCUUGUAACCUUGUUUAACCAAUCCUCAGAUGAAGAAAAGAUAGGCACUCCCUUGGGAGAGGUGCUUUUCCUUUUUUUAAAAAAACAGAUCCUUUUUGUCUCCAAAGCAAAUAUUUGGUGUAGUUGGAGGUUCUGAGUGCAUCACCAGAACAUGCAAAAUUGUCAUUGAUUACCUUAAUUGUUUAAACUGUGAUCUUUUUUUAAAGAUAGUAUUCUCUGUCAUAGGGAUUCUGUCAUUAGCACGUAUGCAGCUAAAGGAAGAGCUACGUACAAACUGUAUCACUGAGUGAAUAUAUAUUUGUGUGUGUAGAAUAAACUGCCUACUGCAUUGAUUUGUACAAUGCUGGCUUUGUGUGUGCAGACCAUUUUGUAGGAAACUGCUGGCUAUCAAAUGAGCAAGAAAUGAAGAGUAAAUCACUGUCAUGCAAAUGAUGACAAAUAAAAGUUGCUUCCAUA
This is a messenger RNA of Alligator mississippiensis (American alligator), 3281 nucleotides long. RefSeq names its product glutamine amidotransferase class 1 domain containing 3 (gene GATD3). The transcript has 7 exons. The coding region runs from base 75 to 857 and encodes 260 amino acids. The record is from RefSeq and is a predicted model, not a curated record. Lineage: Eukaryota; Metazoa; Chordata; Crocodylia; Alligatoridae. Gene Ontology annotation, cellular component: mitochondrion.